GGAAAAACACUGAUCUACGCGAUAACUGGCUCUUGUGCGACUUGACAAUAUGACUACCUAUGCUAAAGACGGCGUCAUCGACUAUCCUAUUGCUGACGGAAUGUCCCUUGCGGGUGUAUGGAACUACGUCGCCAAUGCGAACGGCCCCAGCAUCACUGCUAAGCAGGGAUAUUUCUCGAUAAGUCGGGGCGCAGUAGGCGCAAACAACCAGUGGACCAACUUCAGUAUUGGUCAUUCGGUGUCCAUCGCAGGCGGCUGCGCCAUCCAAUUUGAGGUCAAGUACGACCAGAUCUCCCCAGCGACUGAGGUGAAGCUCACCUUGGCCAGCGGUGUCAUCCUUCGUUACGAUGGGUCCAACUUUAAUUACUGCUGGUGGAAUCAAAAUGGCUUCCACCAAAUUGGACGCUCUACAAUCCGCAUAGCCGAUGGAGCCUAUCACCAGGUCACUCUCUGUCUCUGGCCCGCUGGCAUUGCUAUCUUCGAAGAUGGUAAUUUCAUUGGCAAGUGGGACACGAGUGUUUCCGCAAGCGUUGCUCCACACUUCGACUGGCAGAUCCUAUCCAGCGGCUCGAGCCUGAGUGCUCAGCUCCGCAGCAUCCUUGUCAUUCCUUCGACGUUCGCCCCCGGAGUAGGGACCCCUUGGGACGUUGCAUUCUCCGACUCUUUCAUCCCUCCCGCCGAUAUAUGGCAGAUUUCGAAGCAAAAGGGUGAUCCGAUUCCUAUCUCCUUCUCCGCCGAUGGUUUCAUGCGCGCGGAGACGCGAAGCCUCAAUAAAUGGAACUCGUGGGUCUUUCCUCAGGUUACUGUUCCGAUGACGGCGUUCGGCCUCGUCAUGUAUCGCUUCCGCGUCAAUACAUCUAACGGGAGUGAGACGAAGAUAACGCUCAUGGG
Molecule: messenger RNA, 891 nt
Organism: Gloeophyllum trabeum ATCC 11539
Lineage: Eukaryota; Fungi; Basidiomycota; Agaricomycetes; Gloeophyllales; Gloeophyllaceae
Exons: 3
Source: RefSeq, a predicted model, not a curated record